AUGCUUCUCAAGCCAGUUGGCAACGGUACACUUCGCAAGCUGAAAUUGGAAGUGGGGAUGUCUUUACAAAACCAGGCAAAGUCAAAGGAAAUGGACAGCAGGUGCCGACUUUUAGCUGAACGUCUGACGGAUGCCGUUCGUGUGCUUGACCAUGAUCCAUCACUGGCUCUAUACCGACUUCAAGAGCAUGUUGGAAGAAGUCUGCCUGGUCUUGUGCAAAGGAAAAUUUUGCUAAAUCAGCAAAAUGCUCUUCUGUCGGGAGUUCAAUUUGAUCUUGAGAAUGCACUGAGUACUGUAGAAAGUAUACAACAAUCUACUACUACAUUCGAUGACUGCUCUGAAAUGCUGCGUAAUUGUAUAUUUUACAAGCAGCAGCUAGACUUUGAUGCUAACAGGAAGAUCUCUGAAGUGACCGUAAAGGGACGUAGCAAAUCAUUGCAUGAUGUCACACGACAAUCUGAGAAGUGACGACUCAGUCUUCUUUUACUCUAAGACUCAUACG
Messenger RNA from Cylicocyclus nassatus, 502 nucleotides. Lineage: Eukaryota; Metazoa; Nematoda; Chromadorea; Rhabditida; Strongylidae. The record is from the annotation of a GenBank genome assembly.